Messenger RNA from Diaporthe amygdali, 534 nucleotides. RefSeq lists its product as uncharacterized. NCBI's taxonomy places the organism in Eukaryota, Fungi, Ascomycota, Sordariomycetes, Diaporthales, Diaporthaceae. Gene Ontology annotation, cellular component: endoplasmic reticulum; Golgi apparatus; endoplasmic reticulum-Golgi intermediate compartment. The coding region runs from base 1 to 534 and encodes 177 amino acids. The record is from RefSeq and is a predicted model, not a curated record. Gene Ontology annotation, biological process: UDP-N-acetylglucosamine biosynthetic process. Gene Ontology annotation, molecular function: glucosamine 6-phosphate N-acetyltransferase activity; monosaccharide binding. The transcript is spliced from 2 exons.
AUGGCCGCCGCACAAGCCUUGUUCGACCCGGCCCUUAUCUCGGCCGAAGCGAAAGCUGCGUUCCCGGGAUCCUACGUCGUCCGUCCGUUGCAGCGGGAUGACUACAGAAAAGGUUUCUUCGACUGCCUGAGUGUGCUGACGCACGUUGGCGACAUCAGCGAGGACCGAUUUCUAGAGCGCUUCGACUGGAUGGCGACACAAGGAAAAGGGGUCCACUAUUUCCUGGUUAUCGAGCACGAUAACCGAAUAGUGGGGACAGGAACCCUGAUUGUGGAAAGGAAAUUCAUCCAUAACCUCGGCACGGUUGCCCACGUCGAAGAGGUUUCCAUCCACAGAGAGUACCAGUCCAAUGGCCUCGGUUUCAAGCUAAUCAGAGCGCUCUCAUCGGUGGCAAAGAAUGUGGGCUGCUAUAAGUCCAAGCUGGGUUGUAGCGAGGCCAAUGAGGCGUUUUACGUCAAGUGUGGAUAUGAUAAGGGCGGAAGAGUAAUGUCGGAGUCGUACGAAGGUCCCAUGCCGGCAUACGAGAGAGGCUGA